GGCCAGCGCGUCGGCUCGCAUCAGCCACAUCGCACCGCGUCAACGGCACCGCGUCGUCCACGACAUGAAGGCCACCGCGCUCGUGCCCUUGCUGCUGGCCAUCGCAGUCGGGACGCAGGUGGAGGAGGAGGAGGCCGUCCUGACUGCGCUGAAGGUGUGCAGCGAAGGCAUCACUCCGUCGGAAGACGAUCUCGAAGAAAUCUCAAAAGGGGAACUAAAAUCAGAAACUGCCAAAGCUGUCAUAGCAUGCUGGUUCAAGGGAGCGGAAGUGAUGAAGGAUAAAAUGCUCCACAAGGAAAAGACGGUGACGUUCCUGCGCGCCCUCACACCCGGGGACCCCAAGAACGACAACGUCCCGCUGAUGCAGAAGCUCGCCGAGAAGUGCCACUCUCUGGUGGGCCAACCCAAAGACGACGCGUCCGAGGUGGAGGCAGCCACCAUCAUCUACGACUGCCUGGUGCGAGAGGGACGAGCGAUGCGACUGACGCUGCAGGAGGGCAACGGUGCCGCCAACGCGACCCAGCCGAGCUAGUCGACCUCGCCACGUUGGUGGAGUGGAGGUGUCCACUCCGGUCCAGCGGAGCCGAGCGGAGCCUUUGCGGCUGCUUCACACACCGUACCUUCAACGUUGGGUCCCCACUCUUCCUGAACUCGUCUGCUGGGCGUCGCAGGCCGCAAGGACCCGGACAGGGCGCGUGCAACAAGACAGACAAGACCGUGAACGCCUAGGCGACUUCCAAACAGCUUCGUCGCUUCGUCUUUCUCGCACCUCGGAAGUAAGAGAGAGAGAGACAGAGCGACGAAGUCAGCGUCCAGGCCGCCUGCACCGAAUCCGCCGCCAUCCGCCGCCACGCCACUGUCGGGGACACCACCGGACACUCACCCUUGGUCAUCCCCAGCUCGCUGAUGCACUCGUCGAGGUUGUUGGCGUAGGCCAGCUCGGAUGCGGACUGCGGCAGCGAAAGUUCAAAACAAAAACAACAACAACAAAUACGACAAUAGCAAAAGGGA
Molecule: messenger RNA, 1011 nt
Organism: Thrips palmi
Lineage: Eukaryota; Metazoa; Arthropoda; Insecta; Thysanoptera; Thripidae
Exons: 8
Coding region: 65-532 (155 amino acids)
Molecular function (GO): odorant binding
Source: RefSeq, a predicted model, not a curated record